This is a messenger RNA of Phascolarctos cinereus (koala), 2490 nucleotides long. It is a transcript of the gene SLC1A7, whose product is annotated as solute carrier family 1 member 7. Gene Ontology annotation, molecular function: neutral L-amino acid transmembrane transporter activity; L-glutamate transmembrane transporter activity; glutamate:sodium symporter activity. Gene Ontology annotation, cellular component: plasma membrane. NCBI's taxonomy places the organism in Eukaryota, Metazoa, Chordata, Mammalia, Diprotodontia, Phascolarctidae. The record is from RefSeq and is a predicted model, not a curated record. Gene Ontology annotation, biological process: L-glutamate transmembrane transport.
AUGGCUCUGGCUUUGGAUGCUCUGCUGGCUCGGGUGAAGGAUGUGUGCCGGAGGAAUGGGCUGCUCAUCCUGUCUGUGCUCUCUGUCAUCAUAGGCUGCCUCCUGGGCUUCUUCCUGAGGACACAGCACCUCUCACCCCAGGAAAUUAGUUACUUCCAAUUCCCUGGAGAGCUGCUGAUGAGGAUGCUGAAGAUGCUGAUCCUGCCCCUUGUUGUCUCAAGCCUGAUGUCAGGCCUUGCAUCCCUGGACGCCAAGACCUCCAGUCGCUUAGGAAUCCUCACUGUGGCCUACUACCUCUGGACCACCUUUGUUGCCGUCGUUGUGGGUAUUAUCAUGGUCUCCAUCAUCCACCCUGGUGGUGCAGCUCAGAAGGAAACCACCGGCCAGAGUGGGAAGCCCAUCAUGAGCUCAGCUGAUGCCCUGCUGGACCUUAUCAGGAAUAUGUUUCCGGCAAACCUAGUCGAAGCCACCUUCAAACAGUACCGCACCAAGAACAUCCCGAUGGUCAAGUCCAGCAAGGCCGUGGCGUCAGAGACUACCCCUCAGCGGAUCCUCAUCUAUGGGGUCCAGGAGGAGAAUGGCUCCCAGGUGCAGAACUUCGCCCUGGACCUCACGCCUCCUCCCGAGGUGGUGUACAAGUCAGAGCCGGGCACCAGCGAUGGCAUGAAUGUGCUGGGGAUCGUCAUCUUCUCAGCCACCAUGGGGAUCAUGCUGGGCCGCAUGGGGGAUAGCGGAGCUCCCCUGGUCAGCUUCUGCCAGUGCCUGAAUGAGUCUGUUAUGAAGAUCGUGGCUGUGGCUGUGUGGUACUUCCCCUUUGGCAUCGUGUUCCUCAUUGCUGGGAAGAUCUUGGAGAUGGACGACCCCACAGCCAUUGGGAAGAAGCUCGGCUUCUAUGCUGUCACUGUGGUCUGUGGCCUGGUGGUGCAUGGACUUCUCAUCCUCCCCAUGCUGUACUUCGUCAUCACUAAGAAAAACCCCAUCGUCUUCAUCCGGGGCGUCCUCCAAGCCUUGCUCAUUGCCUUGGCCACAUCUUCCAGCUCAGCCACUCUGCCCAUCACCUUCAAAUGCCUGCUGGAAAACAACCACAUUGACCGGCGCGUUGCCCGCUUCGUGCUCCCCGUGGGAGCGACCAUCAACAUGGAUGGCACGGCCCUCUACGAAGCUGUGGCAGCCAUCUUCAUCGCCCAAGUCAACAACCAUGAGCUGGACUUUGGCCAGAUCGUCACCGUCAGCAUCACAGCCACCGCGGCCAGCAUUGGGGCAGCUGGGAUCCCACAGGCAGGGCUCGUCACCAUGGUCAUCGUGCUCACCUCUGUGGGGCUGCCCACUGAUGACAUCACACUCAUCGUUGCCGUUGACUGGGCCCUAGACCGUUUCCGGACCAUGAUCAAUGUCCUGGGUGACGCACUGGCUGCUGGGAUCAUGGCUCACAUCUGCCGGAAGGAUUUUGCCCGAGAUGUGGGCACAGCGGGCCAGAAGCCGCCACCCUGUGACACCAAGCCCGUCAGCUUGGAAGAGAUUGUGGCAUCGCAGAGAAAUGGCUGCGUGAAGAGUAUGACAGGGGCCCAUGGGCCAGCCCUGGACACAGCCCUGAUCUCUCACCACGUCCCCGUGCAAGUGGAACAAGACGAUGAGACAGCUCAGCCCCCGUCCAGCGCCGAUCACUGCACCAUCGAGAUAAACGAGCUGGAGACAAACGUCUAGGCAGCCUCUCUGGCUAACACACCCCUGUGCCAUGGGGAGGUCAAAGGAGGCUCCCGGGGGCCUCUUCCCAGACUCAGAGGGUUCUGAGGAUUGCCCAGAGCCUGGAAGUCAAUGAUGUGGGGAGGUCCUGUGCCCCAGGAAAGUCCUUGCUCUCUGCAUUGGGAAGCAGUUGGACUUAGCCUUGCCCUGUGGCUCCGUUGGUGUGGGGGCAUUAUCUUGCCUCUUUUUUUCCCUAAGGCUGCCCAGCUCAUACCUCCAUGACUCCUGGGCCCUAGACGCCUCAGCCCCUAAGCCAUUCUUUGUUGGAAGCUUCGUCAGGGGCCCCUGGCCACAGCCAAAACAGCUCCCUGCCAGAAACUGGGGGUCCCCUCAGGGCCAGGGCAGAGAAGCCUGGGAAGAGCCAUGGCCUUCAGACCCAGAAUGAGGGCUCCAGGACCUUCUAUUGCUGUGAUUUGUCCUGCCCAAGGGUAUUCCAUAGGGACUCACCCUAGCUGGCAGGUGAGAGGCAGCCAGCUCCAAGCACCCCUUCAGCCCUGACAGGGGCUCCCUGAUGGGAGGCCUGGGUACAGGCUGGCUCUCAGGACCUCUGAAAGUGGGGCCUCCAGACAUCCAGCUCAGGAGCCCUUCUGUCUCUGCUGACAUCAACCGGAGAUUUCCCGGCUUCUGGGCCCCACACUUUGUCCUGGGGUUAAAGGAGAAGGUGGGGAUGGGCGUUUGCAGUGGGAUAACAAGGACAGAGCUGCUCCUGGUUUUCAUGGGAGUGUAUUCAUAAUAAACCUGAAGCUU